Messenger RNA from Micromonas pusilla CCMP1545, 684 nucleotides. RefSeq lists its product as uncharacterized. Lineage: Eukaryota; Viridiplantae; Chlorophyta; Mamiellophyceae; Mamiellales; Mamiellaceae. The transcript has a single exon. Gene Ontology annotation, cellular component: 90S preribosome; cytosolic large ribosomal subunit. The annotation marks the transcript as partial. Gene Ontology annotation, molecular function: RNA binding. The record is from RefSeq and is a predicted model, not a curated record. Gene Ontology annotation, biological process: maturation of LSU-rRNA.
GCGGUGCACGCGCUGAAGAAGCACUUGGAAAAAGUGCGGAGCGAGGCGAAGACGCAGCUGUUCGACGAGGACGGCGGCGACGAGACGUUCAGCGUCCUCGUGUCCACGCGGAAGACGCCGCAGAAGGGAAGCAACAAGCUGGUGCCCAUCAGGGUCCCGCAUCCUCUGCUCGAUCUGAAAACCGCGGAGAUUUGCCUCAUCGUGAAGGAUAAGGAGGGCGAAGGGCACAAGGAGGCGAAGAAGAAGGUGGCGGAGAUGGAGAAGUGCGGCGUCGCCAAGGUGUUGGGCAUCUCGAAGCUCCGGAACAACUACAAACCCCACGAGGCGAAGCGCCAGCUCUGCGAUUCCUACGAUCUGUUCCUCGCGGACGCGCGCGUGAUACCGGUGCUUCCGAAGCUCCUGGGGAAGAGCUUCUUCGUGAAGAAGAAGCAACCCGUGCCCGUGGACCUCACGAAGCAGGACUGGCCGAAGCAAGUCCGCAAGGCUGCGUCCGCGACGUACGUGCACGUGGGCGCGGGCACGUGCGUCCACGUCAAGGUGGCCAAGGCGCGAUUCAGCGUCGAGGACGUCGUAGAGAACGCGAUGGCGGCGAUCGCGGGCGUCGUGGAGAUCAUCCCGAGGAAGUGGGCGAACGUGCAGAGCGUGUACAUGAAGACGAACGAAUCCGUGGCGCUGCCGCUGUAC